AUGGCCGCUUGUGGUUCAUCGCUUUACAAUGGUUCUGACUUGAUUCAUGACUACAGUUGUUCCAAGUGUGAGGAAAAUGACCUGAACACUGAAGCCCAGUACUUCUGUCCACAGUGUGAACACUAUCUGUGUGACAAGUGUGUGAAUUUACACAAUGGAUACCAUGACAAACAUACGGUGUACGGGCGUGGCGACAUUCAGAAGUGGGUGGGGUUCUCCUUAGACAGAUGUGAUGUACAUGGCGACAAGCUGACCGUCCACUGUGAUGACCACGAGGAACUUUGCUGCAGCGUCUGCAGUGUAACAGCAUCAGUCACCUGCCUGACCUGGCUAAAGAUCAAAAUCCUGGACAAGCUUGAGAAGAAGACAGUUGAACAUUUAGAUGGGCUGGUGGAAGGUUUGGAGACUAUCAACGAUGAUAUUGAAUGUUGUGCCAAUAUGAAUGACCAACUGAAAGCUAUGACGGAAAAACUCCAGCAGAUUACUGGCAAACACAAGGAAACCAAUUAUUUCAUUGGGUUCAGGAAAUGUCAGAACAAGUUGAAUGAAGUCAAAAGUCGCAUGCAAGAAAUACAGAAGAUGCCAACACCAUAUGAGAUCCACUUCCUUUCAGUGACAAGAGAAAAGAUAGAGACACUGAGAAAGUUCAUGACUUACCUGAACUGUCGUUCCAUUGCCCACAACCAGGGCCAACUGUAUAUGUGUUCCGGUAAUGCCCUGGACAAGUUCGACUUAUGUGGACGACAUGUUAAGACGAUUUACGAGGACAUGUCAUGUAAAAGAACAGUAGUCAAGUGUGCUGUUAGUCCAGAUGGGAAGGUAAUUUAUGUAACAAACAAUACUAAACGUGAACUAAUAACACUGGAUGAAUGUGGACAAGUGCUAUUCAAAUUAAAAGAUCCUGAACUACAGAGGCUCAGUGGACUGUGUGUCAACCCCAGUGGCCUUGUGUUUGUGUGUGGUCAAGGAAGUCAAAAACUGUGCUACAGGUGGACAGAGACGGGAGACUGA
Molecule: messenger RNA, 1011 nt
Organism: Mya arenaria
Lineage: Eukaryota; Metazoa; Mollusca; Bivalvia; Myida; Myidae
Exons: 4
Coding region: 1-1011 (336 amino acids)
Molecular function (GO): zinc ion binding
Source: RefSeq, a predicted model, not a curated record